AUGCGGGAUAAAUAUCAUCAAUCUCCGAAUAUCAAAAGACAUGCGUACUUGUCGGCCCUAGCAUCACUCUUUGAGAUUUGGGGUGCACGAGCAAUGGCGCAACCUACGAUGCCAUUAGGUCCUCCUAGAGACGAUCACUGUGAUCCUGAACCCAUGAUGUCAGCCGCUGUCAGCAUGGCUGCAAAUGAGGACGUAACAAUUGUACGGCGCUUUGACGAACUCAACAUACUCAGCCUCCUGCUGCUCCAGGAUGAUAUCAACAAGCUGAGCAACGAGCUGAAGCAGCUUUGUCCGAUUCGCUCUCAGAACACAGAGGCACCAAAUGACUGUCCGUUGAUCUCCCUGUACCUUGAAUACUUAUUGAAAUCUAAAGCACACACAGAUGCAGCUUUGAUCGAUUUGGCGCGCCUAAGGAACUUGGAACCUCCGGACCCAAACGACCUGGAGCGGCUGCGAGGUGACCUGACAGACAUUGCAACCAAAUCUCAGCCCCUGAAAGAAUCACUGGAGUGCUGGGAGCCGAAGAAUGAGAAUGACCUCGUUGUCCUUCGAGGUGGGUCCGGCAGAGGAAGCCGGCUGAACAUCUGGGUCAAGCUGGGCCUUGAAAUUUUGAAGUGGGAGUUUUGGGGCAAAAGCAAGCACGGGAUAGGCUCAGACUGUCCAUUCUUUAGCAGCCUCGCGUGUGAUCGUGAUGGGAAAGAAGGGACUAAAUCUGAGCAAGGCCGAGAUGAAGAAGAAGCAUGCAUUCGCCUCGAGAUUUGUCAUGGCGCUUUUGGAGGAAUCGCCUUGAUUGUUCCGACGGCGGUGAUGUCCAAAUUUGAGGGAGUCAACACGAGUCUUGUCACAACUUCGAUAUCUGUCGUCCUCUUUGGCUUUGUGCUGGCAUUUGGAGCGAGCGACAGUACCGGCAAGGAUGUUCUCACAGCCACCGCAGCUUAUACUGCGGUGUUAGUUGUCUUUGUGGGCUCGACAUCUGGCUAG
Messenger RNA from Thyridium curvatum, 981 nucleotides. RefSeq lists its product as uncharacterized. The transcript has 3 exons. The coding region runs from base 1 to 981 and encodes 326 amino acids. Lineage: Eukaryota; Fungi; Ascomycota; Sordariomycetes; Thyridiales; Thyridiaceae. The record is from RefSeq and is a predicted model, not a curated record.